Hermetia illucens (black soldier fly) is the source of this 1014-nucleotide messenger RNA. RefSeq lists its product as uncharacterized. Gene Ontology annotation, molecular function: aspartic-type endopeptidase activity. Gene Ontology annotation, biological process: proteolysis. The coding region runs from base 1 to 1014 and encodes 337 amino acids. The record is from RefSeq and is a predicted model, not a curated record. The transcript has a single exon. Lineage: Eukaryota; Metazoa; Arthropoda; Insecta; Diptera; Stratiomyidae.
AUGGUUGAUACGACCAACGAGUUGAUCACGAAUUUUCAAGACUUGGAGGUUGACCCAUUCGACGCAGUCAUGAUAUUCAUUCUACAGAACAAGCUUGAUCCAGAAUCCAGAGCAGAAUGGCAACGGAAAAUUGGCGCGACAGCGGACGUACCUAAGUUAGAGGCAUUCCUAGAAUUCCUAGAAACCCAGUGCCACAUCAUUGAAGAAGUUAACAGGUGCUCCUCCUUUAAGAAGUCCAAGAAAGUGGGGAUCCAUACUGUUACCCAUAACGAAUACGAAAAGUGCACAUUGUGUAAAUCAGACCACAGUCUAUACAAGUGCCCGACGUUCCAAGGCUACACUAUAGACAAGCGAAGAGAAGUUGCUAAAGCAAGCAACUUGUGCUUCAACUGCAUGCGUGCGCAUCGAGUGUACGAAUGCACAUCAAAGGCAGCGUGUAAAACUUGCGGAAAGAAACACCAUUCUAUGCUGCAUCCUAUGACUACGGACAAGUCUGAAGCUCCGAAAAAGUCAAACCCGAAGCAUUCUGACCAGUCUCAGAGCAAUCUCGUGAAUCAGGAAAACAUGUGGACGGUGCUAUUGGCAACCGCAAUAAUUGAGCUGCGCAAUGUCAACGGCGACUUCAUCAAACUGCGUGCGCUAAUAGACCAAGGCUCCCAGAAUUCUUUCAUUACGGAAUACGCUGCAAAUUUAUUGGGGUUGAAACGAGAGCGUGCCUCAGUGAUCAUAUCCGGAAUUGGAAGCGCAACCAGGAAAUGUAGAGGACAAGUACCAAUAACCAUGAAGGAAAAAUGGUCAAAUGGUGAAAUAAGUACCAUCGCAUUAAUCAUUGAUACUAUCACGAAACCUCUUCCUUCUGCGACGAUAAGCAAUGAUGGUCACAUUGGGUUGACCCCCGCAGACCUAGCUGAUCCAGAUUACAGAACUAAGGGCAGAAUCGAUGUUCUCCUUGGAGCAGACAUAUACGGGGAUAUUCUAUUGGACGGAAUUAUUCACGGAACCCCAACAGCCUAA